AUGGAGCAGAAUUUGGAUUUACCCAUUGCGCUGCGGCGCACACGGCGCAGUCUGGGAGGCCAAAGCGUCCAGAAACCCCCAACAACAACAUCAACAACAACAUCAACGUCAACAUCAACACGCGUAACCCCUAAAAAGGUCACACACAAACGAGAUGCUCCCGUCUCGCAAACACCAAAAUCUCGCAAACGACGCGUUAGAUUCUCAGACCCAGGCCCUCAAACCACUCGGGAUCACCAUGCUAGCCCAUCAACGGGCCUAACCCCCCUAAUCAAGCGGACAACACUAUCCAGCAGCAGCAAGACCCCGCGACGGCGUUCCACCCCAGCUCGAUUCUGUCCCGGCAGCGGCAGCGGCAGCGGCAGGGGGCCAGGCCCCCUCAACCCCUUUAACACCCCAACCUCCCCCUUUAGCGGCGAAGUCCGAUUUCUCCCCUUACGUCAGGUCCUAGACGGGCGUGUAAAACGCCGCAUUCGACGGAAUGGACUAAGCGAGGAGAUGAACACCAUUUCGGCAGAGAAGAGACGGCGGUCGGAGGAGGCGAAGGCGGAAGUGGAGAGGUUGAGGGCGGAGCUCGCGGAGAAGGAUCAGGAGAUUGAAAGGUUGCAGGAUGAGACGGUUGUGUUGGAUACGGAGAGGGUGUGGGAUUUGGAGAGGCAGGUUGAGAUGUUGAGGAGGGAGUUGGAGGGUCGGUCUGGAGGGGCGGGGGGUGACCGGACCGGAGGGUCUGAGGAGGAGGUGUUCACCGACUUUGACGACGAUACGUACUUGCCGGACGGGCCCGAGGAGAUGGUGUCGAGCACGCCACCACGGCGUAUGCAGAUGUCCUUCCAGACGUCGUUCCCCACGCCGCCUGCGACCAGCCCGGAGCCUGGGAAGAUGAUGUCAUCACCACAGACGCCUUCACGACGGUUGUUAUUCGACACGCCACGGUCGAGUCUGAGUAUCGAAGUGGAUCCUUGGGCUACGGAGAGGGAAGAACUGGAGGAGGAACUGGAUUCGCUACGGCUUGAAGUCACCAAGUUGUCGGCCUCGCUAGAGACCUACACGACCUUGACAACCCGGUUAUCCAACCAUCUCCCACACCCACCCACGGAGAAUUCUUCUACCCAAGAACCGACCGAAGAAUUAGACCUCGAAACCCGUCUCACCACGGUCCUCCACAACCUCACCUCCCAAACAACCACCCUCUCCGAACUCACCACCUCUCUCCAAACCCUCGGCUUCCCCGGCUCCGACGCCUUCUCCAUCCUCGACUCCCUCCGCACCGCCUUCCGCACCGCCCGCCUCGAACUCGAAUACCUCUCCCCCGGCGAAAGCACCUUACCCCUCACCGGCUCCGGCGCAGCCCUCCUCACCCACCUCCUCACUCAACUCCGCACCUUAUCCACCCAACACCGCGCGGCCACCGACGCCCUCGACGAGGCCCACGCCUCCCAGGUUUCUUUGCGGCAACAACUCAGCGCGCGUGCCUCGGCUAUGGAUACCCUCGCCGCGGAGCUGACCACCGCCCAACACGACCGUCAGCGGGCUGACGCUCGCGUGGCAGAUCUCGAGCACCGGCUUACGAGGCUACGCACCGCGGCGCGCGCGUAUGCUAGUGAGAUUGUCGACCUCGAACAGCUGGUUCACCAGCUCGAAGACGAAAUCGAAGACAAAUCUACUACCAUCACCGACCUCGACGGGAAACUGAUCGCUGCCCUGACACAAACUGCCGCUCUCCAAGAUGAAAUCACUGCCCUGACUGCGACACACCAGCUAGAACUGGCCGAUCGGGAGGGAGAAACGAAAAAGUUAGGGUCGGAACUGGAUACGGCAAAGGGUGCGUUGGAGGAGAUGAAAAGUGUGGUGGAGGAGUUGAGGAGGGAGAAGGACGAGUUGGGGGCCGUGAGGGCACGGGAGAGGAGGGGGGCCGUGGAGAUGAUGGGAAGGAUGAGGGGGGAGUUGGAGAGGGUUAUGGGGAUUGUGAGGGAGGGGGAGGAGGUUUGGGGGGGUGAUGGAGGUGAGCUAUGA
Molecule: messenger RNA, 2013 nt
Organism: Dichotomopilus funicola
Lineage: Eukaryota; Fungi; Ascomycota; Sordariomycetes; Sordariales; Chaetomiaceae
Exons: 1
Coding region: 1-2013 (670 amino acids)
Source: RefSeq, a predicted model, not a curated record